Molecule: messenger RNA, 549 nt
Organism: Drosophila takahashii
Lineage: Eukaryota; Metazoa; Arthropoda; Insecta; Diptera; Drosophilidae
Source: RefSeq, a predicted model, not a curated record
AUGUCAAAGUACGCAGCCGUUGUAAUCGUCGUCUUAAUGGCUGGUAUUCAAUAUGGAUCCCUCGCAAGAGUUCCUGGAGUUCCAACUGAGGUUGGACGUACGCAGAAUCCCUGGGACUCCCUAUCAACUUUACUAGAUAAACUACCCAUGAAGAAGAAAUUUCCCCCGCCUAAGUUCGAGCUGAUCGGUUCCAGGUAUUUCUACAUCGAAGAAAAUAACCAACAAAAUUGGACCACCGCUGCCAUGACUUGUCGCCAAAUGGGCGGAUAUCUAGCUGCGAUAAAGGACGAAGAGGAGGCACAGGCCAUAAGUGAGAGACUCACUACGCAGGGUCAAUACUUUUUAGGCAUCAAUGACCACGAAAAAAAGAGAAGCUUUGUGUCUUUGGCUUCUGGCAAACCAGCGUUUUUGAAUUGGAAAGAAGGUGAACCCGACUACGUUUAUCAUGACCAAAAUUGCGUUACUUAUGACAAAGACGACGAAGGCUUGAUGCUGGUGACGUGCUCCAAUAAUGAACCCUUUAUUUGCCAGGCAGAUAACGAAAUAUAG